UUCAAUCUUGGGAGUUUGGAAACUUGGAAUUUGCCAUUAUAGGUAUUCCUAAGCUACUCUGUGUAAUCACUCAUAACACUGACAAUAUCCUCUUCAACUGUUACACGCUCUUAAGAACUCUCAAAAACGUCAUGACAAGUCUUCUGGGGCCGAGUCUCUCCAACCCCAUAUCCAAAUCCUCCAUUUUCACCAACAAAGUCUUCUCUCCCUUCACUGAAAUCCUCUUUCCAACAUCUCUUGUUAUUCCCUCCAUAUCCUCUUCUUCCGCAGACACUCUAAAGCGCAAGCAGAAAGGGAAUACAAAUGGCCUCAACUUCAAAACCAGGACUGAAGCAAGUAACUUUGCCACUGCCCAAGUUGUGGAAGAAGUGGAGGUUGAAGUUGCUGAGGGUUAUAGCAUAUCCCAAUUCUGUGAUAAGAUCAUUGAUGUGUUUUUGAAUGAGAAGCCAAAGUCAAAAGAAUGGAGGAAGUAUUUGGUCUUCAGAAAGGAGUGGAACAAAUAUAGGGAGAGCUUCUAUAGUCGUUGUAGAAGGAGGGCAGAUAUGGAGAGUGAUCCGGUUAUAAAAGAGAAAUUGAUUUCUCUCGGGAGAAAGGUGAUGAAGAUUGAUGAAGAAAUGGAAAGAAACAGUGAGCUUCUUAAGGAGAUACAAGACAACCCAACUGACAUAAAUACAAUCGUUACAAAGCGGCGUAAAGACUUCACGGGGGAAUUUUUUCGGUACCUCACCUUAAUGUCGGAAACUUUUGACAGUUUGGAGGAUCAUGAUGCAAUGUCUCGGCUAGGUGCUAGAUGCUUAUCUGCUGUCAGUGCUUAUGAUAACACAUUGGAAAUUGUGGAUACAUUGGAUACUGCUCAGGCCAAAUUCGAUGACAUCUUAAACUCUCCAUCAGUGGAUGUGGCAUGUGAGAAGAUUCGAAGCCUUGCCAAGGCAAAGGAACUUGAUUCCUCAUUAAUCUUGCUGAUAAACGCUGCUUGGGCAUCGGCAAAGGAGUCCCCAACUAUGAGGAAUGAAGUCAAGGACAUAAUGUAUCGCCUAUAUAAAGCCACAAAGAGCAGUCUCAGGAGCAUUGCGCCAAAAGAAUUAAAGCUUCUGAAACAUUUGCUGAACAUCACAGAUCCUGAAGAACGAUUCUCGGCAUUGGCAACGGCUUUCUCCCCAGGCAAUGACUGUGAAGCCAAGGAUCCCAACGAUGUAUACACGACCCCUAAGGAGCUACACAAGUGGAUUAAGAUCAUGCUCGACGCGUACCAUCUCAACCAGGAAGAGACUGACAUUAGGGAGGCCAAGCAAAUGACUCAGCCAAUAGUUAUACAAAGAUUAUUCAUUCUCAAAGAAACUAUUGAAGAGGAAUAUUUAGAACAGAGAACAACAACCCAGAAGCCUCUAACAGAAGAGGAUACUCAAUCAGAAGAGUCAUGACAUUUACCCUGUAAUUUUACUGAUGUAGCUUCUCUAGUCUCCAAUGACAGCUUGAAUUCUGAAGCUUUUGAGUUUAACAAAUUCAAAGCAUCUUUGCUCGAGGAAUAAUCAAAACGACUUUUUGUUCCUCCUUUCCUGGGAGAAAAGGAGACAUUUUAUGUGCUUUGUGUAACAUAUUUAGCUUAUACUAAUUUGUUACCCGGGCUUUGCUGCGGGUAAUAUUUUUAUAUUAUAUAAAAGGAAAAGUAAUUUAUAUAUAUG
Messenger RNA from Morus notabilis, 1682 nucleotides. RefSeq lists its product as uncharacterized. Gene Ontology annotation, cellular component: chloroplast thylakoid membrane; chloroplast envelope. Bases 132 to 1421 code for a protein of 429 amino acids. Lineage: Eukaryota; Viridiplantae; Streptophyta; Magnoliopsida; Rosales; Moraceae. The record is from RefSeq and is a predicted model, not a curated record. The transcript is spliced from 6 exons.